AUGGAGAGAGACGCCUCGGAACCACCGGACCCGGUCCCGUCCCACCGGCGGGCCGGGCCGGAGGGCUCGCUGUACGGGGAGUUCACCGACCCGCUGAACGACCGGCUCCGGUACUCGGUGAGCCUGACGGAGAGAGCCCUCACCAUCCAGCGGAUCUCCUCCUCUCCCACCCGGACCAAGGUGGUGUUUAACCUGGCGGACUGCACCGGGUGCCGGGCGCACCGAGGGCCGGACCCCGCGGACGUCGGAGCCUACUUCACCGCCUGGUUCUACCCGUUCAAGCGGCGCUGGAUGAGCUCCGGAUCGGCCCGGCAGAGGACGGAGCAGUGCCUGCGGGUCGCGAUGCUCCAGGACCCGGUCUCCAACCUCCAGGAGGCGGAGAGGUGGGCCGGUGCCAUCCGGGAUGCGGCCGGGCUGCAGGCGCCCCGCAGAGACGGUGUGACGUACACGGAGGUGCGGCGGCCAGGCAGGGUCAUGGUCCUGGUGAACCCUCACUGCGGGCGCGGCCAGGCUCUGCAGCUCUUCACCGGCCAAGUGGAGGGGAUGCUCACCGAGGCCGCUGUGCCCUACACACUCAUCAUCACAGAGCACCAGAACCAUGCUCGGGAGCUGGUGAGGAAGGCGGACCUGUCCCAGUGGGACGCCCUGGUUAUCAUGUCCGGAGAUGGACUGCUGUUUGAGGUGAUAAAUGGUCUGAUGGAACGAGAAGACUGGCAAGAGGCCAUCCGGACCCCUCUGGGGAUUCUACCAGGUGGCUCAGGCAACGCCCUGGCGGCCUCCGUCCACCACUACUCACAGUCGCCUCCAGCAUGGAACGAAGAGCUCCUGCUGAGCUGUGGCUUCAUGUUGUGCAAAGGUCUGGUCGGCUCCUUGGACCUGGUGUCGAUCCACUUGGCCUCUCGCCAGCGCCUCUUCUCCUUCCUCUCCCUGGCCUGGGGCUUCGUGGCAGAUGUUGACAUCGAGAGCGAGAAGUACCGGCACGUGGGCGCCAUCCGCUUCCUGAUGGGCACGCUGGUGCGCCUGGCCUCCCUCAGGGUCUAUCAGGGCAAGUUGGCGUACCUGCCUGUCAAGGAGGCGCCAGCGAUUCCAAAAGGGAGCAUAAAGGCGAACCAGCCUCCCUCCACACCUCAGCACCCCUCGCUCUGCUCCUCCCUUCCCUGUCGGCUCAUCCCCAACUCCUCUCCCAAUCUGAACGCUCAUCACAACCACAACACCACGAACUGCAACCACAACACCAUCUCCAACUCCCCCAACAAUGCCAUCACCUCCAAGAGAACUGAGAUCAAGAGUGAUGGCAAGACCGUGGUGCUGGUGGACUCUCUUCUUCCUGGUCUGGAGCAGCCGGUCCCAGAGAGCUGGACGGUGGUCAAGGAGGAGGACUUUGUCUUGGUACUGGCUAUUUACCAGUCCCACCUGGCUGAGGACCUGUGGACAGCCCCUGGCGCCAUGGCAGAUGACGGGCUGAUUCAUCUGUUCUACGUGACAGCAGGGAUCUCACGUCCCGCCCUGCUGCGCCUUUUCCUCGCCAUGGAGAAGGGCGCCCACUUGGCGUGCGGCUGCCCCCACCUGGUGUAUGAGAAGGUGAAGGCGCUGCGGCUGGAGCCCAUCACUCCGCAGGGCGUGAUCACUGUGGACGGAGAGAUGGUGGAGUACGGGCCCGUUCAGGCUCAAAUCCACCCGGGACUGGCCAGACUCAUAUGUGGAUGA
Molecule: messenger RNA, 1707 nt
Organism: Limanda limanda (common dab)
Lineage: Eukaryota; Metazoa; Chordata; Actinopteri; Pleuronectiformes; Pleuronectidae
Product: sphingosine kinase 1
Exons: 5
Coding region: 1-1707 (568 amino acids)
Biological process (GO): cellular response to growth factor stimulus; negative regulation of apoptotic process; sphingosine biosynthetic process
Cellular component (GO): intracellular membrane-bounded organelle; membrane; cytoplasm
Source: RefSeq, a predicted model, not a curated record